ACUGCCUCCCGCCGCCGCCGCCGCCGCCCGCCGGCCCCGGACCAGCUCGCCCGCCGCCGCAGAGCCGGAGAUGGAUCUGCGGGCGUGGAGAGUUUGUGGAAGGGCCGUGUUCCUGUUGGCAGAGGAGGUUGGCUGCUGAGCCAGGGCGUGUCUCCCGGAGGGCGCCAGGCCGCCUGGAUCCCCAUCUCGUCGCCAUGGGCCGCCCAGGCUGGUCAGUCACCAGCCCGUGACGUCAUCGUGGUCCCCAGCCCCCCAGCAGGAGGGCAGGCCAGUUGCUCAAGUCCCAGCUUCCUGGCACCAUUCUCAGGCUGUGAGAUCCGUCUGUCCUGGGGAGGGGUUGACUCCGGCUCCCAUUAGACCCUGGGCUGUGCCCAGUCCCUCCACCCCUCUGGGCCCACAUGUCCUGGCCUCUAAGGUGGAAAUGAUACAACCACCCCUGGGUACAGAGAGCCAGAGGAAGUGUGCACAGGGCCCCAAGAAUUUAUUUUAUAUAUUUUUUUAAGAUUUAUUUAUUUAUUUAGUCAUGAGAGACACACAGAGAGAGAGGCAGAGACACAGGCAGAGGGAGAAGCAGGCUCCAUGCAGGGAGCCCGACGUGGGACUCGAUCCCGGGACUCCAGGAUCAGGCCCUGGGCCAAGGCAGGUGCUAAACCGCUGAGCCACCCAGGGAUCCCUGGCCCCAAGAAUUUAGAAGGCACUGAAUAAACGCUGGCCAGGAUUCUGUGAAGAGUGAGAACGGUCCAGGGGAACAUGCACCAAGUCUCCAAAGCUCCGGGCAAGUUCCCACAUCCCCUGCGCUACUUCUCUCCCAGGCAGGACGGUGCAGGGUUGAGACAGUAGACUCUGGAGCCAGGUGGCCUGGCUUCAAGCCCCCGCCCUGCCACUUGCCCGCCACCGGACUGUGUAUGAGUUACCAGACUUCUCCGUGCCUUGUGGUCGUCCCCUGUAAGAUGGGGGCAGUGAUUGCCACUGCAAGGGUGGCUGUAAGGGUCAACAAGCUAAAUGUGCGUGUAACAUCCCGAGCAGGUCACUUGGCACAUGUGUGGUGAUGGUCAGCCCGUUACGGGGUUCUAGUGUUCCUCCUUGCAGGUGGGAAGUCUGAGCAGAGUGAAUCACCCCAGGACUUAGCUGGUUCAGGCAGCUUUGAGGUCCCACGCCUUGCACGUGCUCCCAUAGCCCUACCCUCGGGGACAGGGCCCAAGCCUGUUUUGUUUCCCCAGCCACCUGCAGGGCCUCCAGGAUGUUCUUGGCUGCCUGCCAGGUAGACAUCACCAGGAGAGGGUGAGGGUCGAAGGGCAAUAGUCUGAGGUGAGAUUACAGGCUGCAGCACCAUCUUCCUGGCCCUGGCCCUCCAGACCUGUGUCUGUGAGAAGCAUGGCCCAAGGCAGGGGCUGGGGAGGCCAGGUGCCCAGGAGACCCCACUGCGUCUGAGAGGCUUUAGGACCCAGCAUGCGUCCCCGUGUGCCUGGAGCCCACUCGUUGUGCAAGCUUGCAUGCCAGCCCUUAGCACACCAGUGUCCAGGCCUGCCCAAGCCCCAGGCUUUCCUGCUUAAAGUCCCCAAGGCUACUUGGCAGUGUGCCCUCUUGGCCUGGUUUGUGGGACUGAAUGGGGCCGAGGGGUACAUGUGCGAGGCCUCGAAUCAGGGGCUGCCAGCAUCCCGAGGGGGCCAGGCCUCCCCAGACAAGGACCCGGCCUGGGUCCAUGAUGGCCAUGUCGUAGGUAGCACUGGCUCAGGUCUCGGGAAGCUCACAGGUGUGUCACAGAGUGAAAGGGACUCUGCCCGGACCUCAGCCCAUGGCCUGCCGCUCCCGUCUUACAGACCAGCCGGUUCCUGCUACAGGCUCCUGGUGUCAUCUGGGGAGAACAUGUCCAGGCCCCCCGAGUGCCUGCUGCGGCUGCUCCGGGGCACCCCAAGACAGCGGGUCUGCACCCUGUUUAUCAUCAGCUUCAAGUUCACGUUUUUCGUCUCCAUCAUGAUCUACUGGCACAUUGUGGGAGAGCCGGGGGGCCAAAGAGAAUUCCCGAACUUGCCUGCCGACGUCCCCUGCCCCCGACUGGUGCCCCCCACGCAGCUCUCCAGCGCCCUGCCUCCGGGCAACAUCUUCUUCCUGGAGACGUCAGACCGGACCAACCCCAACUUCCUAUUCAUGUGCUCGGUGGAGUCGGCCGCCAGGGCCCACCCCGAGUCCCGGGUGGUGGUCCUGAUGAAGGGGCUGCCCGGCGGGAAUGCGUCGCUGCCCCGGCACCUGGGUCUGUCGCUCCUGGGCUGCUUCCCCAACGUGCACAUGCUCCCGCUGGACCUGGAGGAGCUGUUCCGGGACACGCCCCUGGCGGCCUGGUACGCGGCCCGGCAGCGCCGGUGGGAGCCCUACCUGCUGCCCGUGCUCUCCGACGCCUGCAGGAUCGCGCUCAUGUGGAAGUUCGGCGGCAUCUACCUGGACACGGACUUCAUCGUCCUCAAGAACCUGCACAACCUCACCAACACGCUGGGCGCCCAGUCCCGCUACGUCCUCAACGGUGCCUUCCUGGCCUUCGAGCGCCACCACGAGUUCAUGGCCCUGUGCAUGCGUGACUUCGUGGCCCACUACAACGGCUGGAUCUGGGGCCACCAGGGCCCGCAGCUGCUCACACGGGUCUUCAAGAAGUGGUGCUCCAUCCGCAGCCUGGAUGAGAGCCACGCCUGCCGCGGCGUCACCACCCUGCCCUGCGAGGCCUUCUAUCCCAUCCCCUGGCAGGACUGGAAGAAGUACUUCCAGGACAUCAGCCCCGAGGAGCUGCACCGGCUGCUCAAUGCCACCUACGCCGUCCACGUGUGGAACAAGAAGAGCCAGGGCACGCGCCUGGAGGCCACGUCCCGGGCGCUGCUGGCACAGCUCCAUGCCCGCUACUGCCCCACAACACAUGAGGCCAUGAAGAUGUACUUGUGAGGGGCCUCCCCCAACCCACCCCGGGCGUCCUGUCCCGACAAAGGAGGAGGGUUCCCAAGGGGGAGGCCUCAGUCGCUGCUGCCUAGGAUGUGGGGCAGGCUCCGGGAAGGGUGGGUAGCCACUGGUUCAAGAGGUGCAUUCGUUCGGGGGGACAUGCUGCAGGCCCCUGGAUCUGCUCCUUUCCAGGUGAGGCUGGUGGGAUACCUCCAGGCCAGUGUGCUUUCUCAGGGUGCAGGCAACAGCUGGUGGGGGAAGGGCCCCAGCCAGAAUCAGCUGCAUGAGCCGGGUGAGCAUCUGGGUCUUCUGGACAGCACAGCAGAGCCGGGAGCAUCGAAGCCUCUUCCAUGGCAUCGCCGGGCAGCCAGGCUGGUGGGGGCUGAGGUGCCCACAAAGAAAGCAUGGAUGGAAAAGCCCAAGGAAAGGGUAUAGGAAGGAGAGGAGGGUGCCUGACGAGAGGGAGGAGGCAGCCUGGGAGAGCAGGGGUGCAAAUCCAGCCUCUGGAGCCCAGGUCGGGGAGGGGUGCUUUGCUCUUUUCUGCGUUUGGUUUCUUUUUCAGAGAUCCCGAGGCCAGCAGAGCUGGCCUGGGGAGCCCAGCGGGGAAAGCCUGGCUGCUCACCCCAUCCUUCUUGCCAGAGAUGUUGCAAGGGUGGCGUGCUAGCUGGCCACUCCAGGGCAUGGGGGUGUGGAGUUCUUUUGGCUCAGGAAAAGCAUUUUAAGAAAACCACCCCCCCCUGCCCAUGAUAAACAUAGGAUAAUAAAUGUAAUAAAAGUGAUUCCCUGA
This is a messenger RNA of Nyctereutes procyonoides (raccoon dog), 3709 nucleotides long. RefSeq names its product alpha 1,4-galactosyltransferase (P blood group) (gene A4GALT). Lineage: Eukaryota; Metazoa; Chordata; Mammalia; Carnivora; Canidae. Gene Ontology annotation, biological process: protein O-linked glycosylation. Bases 1450 to 2928 code for a protein of 492 amino acids. The transcript has 3 exons. The record is from RefSeq and is a predicted model, not a curated record. Gene Ontology annotation, molecular function: acetylglucosaminyltransferase activity.